ACAAUUUCUUCAUCUCAUUUACUUUUAUUACAAAAUUAAGAAGACACUAGACAAAGAAUACAUGCAUAAAGUGACACCAUGCGCUCCUAUUUCGAGAUCCAAGGUUGUAAUGCAAAUUUAAUUAAUAUAAAUGAUCUUACUCCUCCUUAACUUCACAAGAAAUAUAAAUUAUAUAUUAAAACAUGUAUCAUGUAUCAAGCAUUACUUGAUACACGUUAAAAUUAUUUGUUAACUUGGCUAUGAUAAUAUGGAUGACAUUGUUGUUUGUGUGUGUGCGCGUGAGAGAGAGAGAGAGAGAGAGAGAGAGAGAGAGAGAGAGAGCAUUUGCUACAACAUUUAAAAUGGGAAGGUCCUAUCAACUUCGAAAGAAAUUUGACGGAGAAACUUAGAAUGUCCUAAAAAAUUCCCUAAGGGAUAGAUUGCCAUGGUCAUAUAGACAAAGUUUCAUGCUUUGAAAAGAAAAUUCAAGAAAUCUUUCAAAGGUAAGAUUGUUGAUAAAAAUAAAGGUUCUAGCUCCCACGAGGGCAUGACUUAUUGGGCUUACUUAUUGUAUAGGGGUGUUCAUAGAAUCGAACCUUUAGAAACUGAACCGAAUCGAAAGUUUUAGUUUCGGUGUUUUUGUCAACUUGAAACUAAUUUGAACCUUUUGGUUAACCAAUGGUCUAAUUAACCAACUGUUCAGUUCAAUUCGAUUAUCAUAUUCAAAACGAUUUUUUAAAAGAAAAAUUAUAUAUGUUUCUUGCAUUUUGAUUUAGUGUGUGCAUAUACACUAUAUUUAUAUAAAUUAAUUACCCAAAAGAUAUUUAGUGCAUAUUAUUUUUUAACUUUAAGAUAUAUUAUAUAAAUUAUUAUAUAAUAAUGUAUAAUAUAAACAUAAAAACCAAAAUCAAAUUGAAAAUCGAAAAAUGUGAAAAGCAUGAACUAAAACCAAAUUUAACAAAUUGGUUAAUCAAAAUUUCGAUUCCAUUUGGAUUGAAUCAUCACACAAGAUUUCAAAACACACUAGUUGCUUGCCCAUGUUGCAAACGAGAAGGGAGAUACAUAAAAUGAAAGAUAAAUUUUAUUAAUUAAAGUCAGUUUGGUUCAUAUUUGAUUCAUAAUACAAAUAGUACUAGUAUUAAGUAUAAAUAAAAUAUAAAAUAGUUUACAUAUGAAUCAAACCUUUUAUAUUAAAAAAAAAACUUUAAAGGAAACUAAUGAAUUAAGGAGACAAACUCAAACGUUUAAUACUGUCCGAAUAUACAAAUUUUGUUAAGAACCAUAAAUAACAUUUAGAUUAUAAUUUUUUAUUUUUAUUUUUAACAAAGACAUUGUUGGUGAAUUUGAUUCUUCAGAGUAAUAUCUUUGAGGAACUUCUGGUUCGAAAUUUAUUCCUUUAAGCUUAUAAAAUCUAUUGGGUUUAGUAUAAACACUUGAAAUACUUUUUCUUUCCAAGUCUUCUAUUACGUUUGAUCUUGAAGAUUGACCUACACUUCCGCUUCUUGUUAAUAAAGAUUAAAAAUUAAUUUUGACAUUUUCAAUUUGAUUUUGAAUAAUGCUUGAAGCAAUUGUCUUUUAACACUUCAAAUUUUUUCAUGCAGCACGCUACAGUGUGCUACUAAAAAAAUAAUUAAAAAUAUAAAAACAAUAUUAUAAAAUCAUUAUAAAAGAGAGGCAUGUGUCAAACCAGAGUGCAUGGGCGUCCUCAUUUUGAUAUAAUGAUUAAAUUAAUAUUAUUUGCGGAAAAACUAUGAAUUUUUUUUGAGUUUUUUAUUAAAUUAUUAGGAAAAAAAAUUCAAAAAUAUAUGGAUGGAGAAAAAUUUACGGAAAUAAAUCCAAUUGAAAAGUCAGUUUGAUAUUUUUUUUUUAAAAUAAAGAAAAACAUAGAAUCUACUAUUGAAAAGUCGGUUCCAAGCGUGAUGGGAUAGGUCACCGACACUUCAGAUGAGCGCCAAAAAAAAAAAAAAAGGAAAAGAAAGUGAGAGAACCAACUUUUGUUGAUUCUCCGCAGGUUAGACUCAUCUGAGCCUGCCCACACAGAAAACAAAGAUUCUAACACAUGGCAAAUAAAUCAAACCACGUAGGUCAUACCAACUUGCAUGAUAUUCAUGGGAGGAACACUCAUGUUUGCAGUACCUGCCCUUGAAUUCCUUCCCAGAAAUGCAUAGAAGUAAUUCAUAACCUGUUUCUUGAAGAACCAAGAAUUUUUCCUCGCCCUCACGUCCCCAUGAGCAGGCGAAUAAGUAAAUCCUGAAUCCAUGGCUUCCCGGAGAUCUGAAAGCUCGUAUUAAUUCGAGGCUGGGAUCUUCAUCUGACGACAUAUAUGACACUUGAUGGCAACACUAUGACCACAUCUGAUCAUGUGGAAGCUCCUGCUUCUUCCAAUCUCGAUCUCAUCAUACAUCAACGGAGUCCUGAGUUCAAAAUUCCCAUCCUCACCUGGGGCAGCAGGUUCCCUUGACCUCACCGAAACACCGUCAUCAAGCUCCGACUCGUUUAGAGUACUCUCUAAAGCAAGAUCUUGGGCCUCUCUUCUCAAAACCUUCUCCAGGCUUUCAACCAAAAGCUGCUCAAAUCAAAUGUAUGGUGAUCCUCCUUCCGCACAUCCUUGUAACCAUAUCGACCAACACAUCCGAAGAUGUGGUAAUCUUUCGAGCGAACUCUUGGAAAGAGAAGCCCUUCCUCUUGAGGAGCAACCGGCACUGGGACAGAUGGGUGCCCAGGCUCACUACUAGAGACCCGACUUUCCAUUUUGUCGUCUUUCUUUUUUCGUGCUGACCGUCCUGUAAAAAACUCGCACCCUUCGUUACCACGCGGAGUUCGAAGAAGGGGACCGACGCUGACGGCGGCGAUGAUCUCUGCGGAGGAGGCGCUCAGAACAGUCCUGGGAGUAGCCCAGCGGCUGCUGCCCAUCGCGGUCCCUCUCCCUGAAGCCCUCGGCAAGGUCUUGGCGGAGGACGUCCGUGCCGUCGACCCCUUGCCUCCUUACCCAGCAUCUAUUAAGGAUGGUUAUGCAGUAGUUGCUUCAGAUGGGCCUGGAGAAUAUCCUGUAGUCACUGAGUCAAGAGCUGGAAAUGAUGGGAUUGGUGUGACUGUGAUUCCUGGAACUGUUGCAUAUGUAACUACUGGAGGGCCAAUACCUGAUGGUGCCGAUGCAGUUGUUCAAGUUGAGAAUACUGAAUCAGUGACAGAUGCAUCUACUGAUUCAAAACGAGUUAAAAUAUUGGUACAAACUAGCAAAGGUGUUGAUAUUCGCCGUGUGGGAUGUGACAUUGAGAAGGAUGCCAUAGUACUAAAAUCUGGAGAAAGAUUGGGUGCUUCAGAAAUUGGCCUACUUGCUACAGUAGGUUUGAUGAUGGUGAAGGUUUAUCCUACCCCAACAAUUGCUGUGCUUUCUACUGGGGAUGAACUUGUAGAGCCAACAACUGGCUAUUUAAGCCGUGGCCAGAUAAGGGACUCCAACCGUGCCAUGCUACUUGCUGCGGCAAUACAGCAACAUUGCAAAGUUCUUGACCUUGGUAUUGCUCGUGACGAUGAAGAAGAACUUGAGAGGGUCUUGGAUAGUGCCAUUGCUGCUGGGAUUGAUAUUCUUCUAACUUCUGGAGGUGUGUCCAUGGGAGACCGGGAUCUUGUCAAGCCAUUGCUUGAGAAGCGAGGGACAGUUAUUUUCAAUAAGGUUCUCAUGAAACCAGGGAAGCCUUUGACAUUUGCGCAUAUCAAUUUGAAGCAAGCUGGGAAUAAGUCAGUUGAUAAAAUUCUUGCAUUUGGGUUACCUGGAAAUCCUGUGAGCUGUAUAGUCUGUUUCCAUCUCUUUGUAGUUCCUGCCAUCCUCCAUAUUUCUGGAUGGGCAAACCCACACCCUCCAAGAGUGCAGGCUUGUCUUUUGCAGCCGAUAAAGACAGAUCCUGUCCGACCAGAAUUCCAUCGUGCCAUUAUUAGAUGGGAGGUCAAUGAUGGAUCAGGAAAUCCUGGUUUUGUUGCUGAGAGCACGGGACACCAGAUGAGCAGCCGGCUUUUAAGUAUGAAAUCAACCAAUGCACUCUUGGAGUUGCCAGCUGCAGGCGGUGUAAUUUCUGCUGGAACUUCAGUGUCAGCCAUUAUAAUUUCUGAUUUAAGGAGUGCUACUGUGAACAAAUGCUCGUUAUCAUCAGGUUCAUCUUCUGUCAGGCAAGGAAAUUCAUUUGAAGAAAGAGCUGCCAAUGUGCCUUGCAUUGCUGAACUCAGAAUAGCUAUUCUAACUGUGAGUGAUACUGUUGCAUCAGGGGCUGGACCUGAUCGCAGUGGUCCAAGGGCUGUUUCUGUUGUAAAUUCAUCAUCAGAUAGGUUAGGAGGAGCAAGGGUAGUUGCUACAGCUGUUGUUCCUGAUGAUGUGGGCAAAAUCAAGGAUAUGUUGAAGAGUUGGAGUGACGUUGAAAAAAUGGAUCUCAUACUUACGCUUGGUGGCACUGGCUUCACCCCAAGGGAUGUUACACCUGAAGCAACCAAAGAGUUGAUAGAGAGGGAAGCACCUGGUCUUCUGUAUGUCAUGAUGCAAGAGAGUUUGAAGGUGACACCAUUUGCUGCGCUCUCACGCUCUGCUGCAGGAAUCAGAGGAUCAACAUUGAUCAUCAACAUGCCUGGGAAUCCAAAUGCGGUUGCUGAAUGCAUGGAGGCCUUGCUGCCUGUCCUUAAGCACGCGUUUAAACAGAUAAAGGGAGACAAGAGAGAGAAACAUCCCCGGCAUGUCCCACAUGCACAAGCAAUGCCCGUGGAUACUUGGGAAAACAGUUAUAAGCUGGCCUCCGGUGGUGAUUCAGAGCCUAGUUGUUCUUGUUCCCAUUAGAGAAUCAAGGAAGCUGAAAAAUGCAUGUAUUUUUGUGUAGUAGUCCUUUGCUAUCUUUGAAAAAACCAUGAACCGUUUUUAUUGCAGUUGUAUGAUGGAUUUAAAACAUAUUAUUAUCUUCUUCCUGUCAUUGAAAUGUUCAUAUCCCAAUUCUCUGUAUCCCAUGAAGAAUAAGUAUGACAGCGGGGAUGAUUACUUCGAUUCCCUCUGAGUGAGCCCAAAA
Molecule: messenger RNA, 5024 nt
Organism: Malania oleifera
Lineage: Eukaryota; Viridiplantae; Streptophyta; Magnoliopsida; Santalales; Ximeniaceae
Product: molybdopterin biosynthesis protein CNX1
Exons: 14
Coding region: 2831-4801 (656 amino acids)
Biological process (GO): molybdenum incorporation into molybdenum-molybdopterin complex; Mo-molybdopterin cofactor biosynthetic process
Cellular component (GO): cytoplasm; cytosol
Molecular function (GO): molybdopterin molybdotransferase activity
Source: RefSeq, a predicted model, not a curated record